CAAAGAUUCCCCAUUUCUAAAGGAUGGAAAGAGCCCCUGGGAGGUGACCGAGGCCACAGCCAGCCCCUCCCUGUUCAGCACUGAAGAAUGACAUGCAUUACAGAGCUCUGGAGCAGCCUGCAGUGGAAAGUUGGAGCUGAGGUGUGUGGCAGGCAGAUGAGGGAGCAGAGAACUGCUGAACAGAGUGAGACUCAGAGGACGUGGUUGAGCAUGGCUGCGACCCUGCAGUUCCUGGCUUGCCUGGUGGUAGCCAUUUGUCUCCUCUCUGGUGUGACUACAACCCAGCCCCAUGCAGGGCAGCCCAUGGACAGCACCAGCGUGGGAGGUGGCCUGCAGGAGCCAGAGGUCCCGGAAGUGAUGUUUGAGCUGCUCUGGGCUGGGCUGGAGCUGGAUGUCAUGGGGCAGCUGCACAUCCAGGAUGAGGAACUAGCGUCCACACACCCAGGCCGCCGACUCAGACUCCUCCUGCAGCACCACGUGCCCAGUGACUUGCAGGGCACUGAGCAGCGGCUGCAGCAGCUCCAGGACCUGCGGAAGGGGCCUCCUCUUAGCACUUGGGACUUUGAACAUCUGCUCCUCACAGGCCUGUCCUGCGUCUACCGGCUCCACGCAGCUAGUGAGGCUGAGGAACGGGGCCGCUGGGCCCAGGUCUUCGCUCUCCUGGCACAGGAAACACUCUGGGACCUGUGCAAAGGUUUCUGCCCCCAGGACCGGCCCCCUUCCCUGGGGUCCUGGGCCUCCAUCCUUGACCCCUUCCCCUGACCCUCCUCUUUUGUUCUUUCACCUGCCAUUACCCCCUCCCAUCUCCUCCUCAACCCCCCAGGCAGACCCAUCUUGCGCAGGGGCUUCUGUCUGGCAUCUGAUUCUUUUCACCGUGUUCAGAUCUCUGGGCUUGGCUUGCAUCCUGGACACCCCCUCUCUGCUUACCCCGACCCGAUCUUGUUUCCUAGAUCUUGAGAGGCUAAGAACCCAGGCUCUGGGUCGCAAGGAGUGCGCAAGGAGUGGGCACAGAGCUAAGGGCACGACUUGCAGGCAGUGUGUGUGUGAGUGUGUGUGUGUGUGGAGAUCAGGGGUCAGGGUUGAGAAGUGUGUUCAAGAGAUGCUGAAGGGAAGCUGCCCCAAGUAAGGCCUGGUCAGACCUUCCAACUCCUACCCUGGCAGUCUGUGACAGGUCCUGUGGAAUUCACAGGAAUCCUCUAGGUGCUGAGCAUCCCCUUUUAGGCACAACCAAAGAUCUGGGGUCUCUGAGCCUCCAAGUUCCCAUCUGGGUUGGGAGAAUCGACUUUUUGAGUUCUGUCAGUUGGAAGAGUGGAGGGAAGCAGGGGGAGGGAGGAACAUUAUCUCUUUUGGGGUAGGGAGGCAAUAUCUCAACAAGCGUCGGGUGAACACCUCAGAGGGGGGAGUAAGGCUGGGAGACCAAGGAGAGACAAGCGGAGGUGGGCUGGAGCAGGUGUGGCCCUGAUUCUGUGUUGCUCUUCUCAUAAAAUGUUCUGUUUCGGCCUCCUGGA
Molecule: messenger RNA, 1508 nt
Organism: Pan troglodytes (chimpanzee)
Lineage: Eukaryota; Metazoa; Chordata; Mammalia; Primates; Hominidae
Gene: FAM180B
Product: family with sequence similarity 180 member B
Exons: 3
Coding region: 88-762 (224 amino acids)
Source: RefSeq, a predicted model, not a curated record